Molecule: messenger RNA, 306 nt
Organism: Gongylonema pulchrum
Lineage: Eukaryota; Metazoa; Nematoda; Chromadorea; Rhabditida; Gongylonematidae
Source: the annotation of a GenBank genome assembly
AUGCAGGAUAAGGAGGAGCCGACAAGGAAGAAGAAAGAAUCGAUUGUCGAUUUGUCGCGUUUUAUUGACAAGAAAGUGCGCGUCAAAUUUCAAGGAGGCCGUGAAGCUUCUGGAAUUUUGAAGGGUUACGAUGCAUUAAUCAAUUUGGUGCUGGAUAAUGCCAUCGAAUAUGUACGAGAUUCCGAAGACCCUCAAAAGCUCACGGAUGAGACAAGGCAGCUGGGCCUGAUUGUGGCUCGGGGAACAGCAAUCACUGUAGUUGCGCCAAAUGAUGGCAUCGAACAGAUUGCAAAUCCAUUCGUAUGA